Molecule: messenger RNA, 1999 nt
Organism: Asterias rubens (European starfish)
Lineage: Eukaryota; Metazoa; Echinodermata; Asteroidea; Forcipulatida; Asteriidae
Product: tetraspanin-33-like
Exons: 6
Coding region: 205-999 (264 amino acids)
Cellular component (GO): membrane
Source: RefSeq, a predicted model, not a curated record
GUUGUCAUUUUGCAGUAGCGAGCAUCUCCAUUAACCGCACACAAUGCUUUCGAAAGCACUCAACAGUUGACGUUUAUUUGAGACGUUGGUUUUCUUUAUGGUUAAAACCAGAUAAGUUGCCCGUUAUACACGGUGCUCAUAAUUUAAGCCCUUUUCACGGGGACUCAGCUGGCCGUGUGUUUGCUUUGCCGGUAGUUAUAAACGAUGGAGACUGGUGAAUAUGUCGUCUGCAGACGCUACAUGUUGUUCGUCCUUAAUUUUCUAGUAUGGCUGAUCGCAUCAACCCUAACGACUGUUGGUCUGUGGGCCAAGUUCUCUAAAGAUGGUUUUGAAGACCUGUCUACACUGCACAUCGACCCCACAACGUACAUCAUCAUCAUUGGUGCGGUCAUCUUUAUCGUCUCUGGGUUUGGGUUUGUCGGCUCUCUCAGACAAAACAUCUGUUUACUUUAUAGUUAUUGUGUUAUUCUAGCUGUUUUAAUCAUAGUGCAAUUCGUCGGAGGCAUCCUGGUCAUGUUACUACAGGAAACAGUCGUUGAGUCGUCCCUUCGUUUCUUUGAGAAAGCAAUCGUCCGUUACCGUGACGACGCAGAUUUGCAAGAUAUCAUCGAUUUUAUUCAAGAAGAGUUUCGAUGCUGUGGCGCAUCAAGUUAUGCCGACUGGCAGAUGAACGCUUACUUCGACUGUUCGUCCCCGGGCCGUGAAGCGUGUGGUGUCCCGUACUCAUGCUGCAUCGAUUGGGCCAUGAACUACCAGUGUGGAUUGGACAUCAGAACGCAAACGCGCUAUAUGAUCUACUCCACCAUCUUCAUCCAUGGCUGUAUAGACUCCUUCGUCUUAUGGAUGCAGCAGAAUAUUCUCCUCCUUGGCCUGUUGGUAUUUGCAUCACUGUUCUUACAGAUGUUCUCCUUACUACUUUCUCAUUGGAUGAUCAGAGACAUCAGAACAAUACAGAAAUACAUUGAGACAAACACUAAGCAGCAGUUUCCAGCAAGAUGAUGACACCAUUUGAUAGAAGCUUUGGUUUCAUUCCUACAAAACUAAAAUUUUGCGCUUAAAGGAGUAAACUCGACUAUGGUGUAUCUACGUGUGUGCUAUGUGUGUACAUGUACAUUGCAGAAAUACACAGUGACAAACACCAGGCAACAAGAUGAUGACUCCAUUGGAUAGAUUGCUUUGCUUUCAUUCCUUCAAAACUAAAAUAUCGCGCUUAAAGGAGUAAACUCGACUAUGGUGUAUCUGUGUGUGUGUGCUAUGUGUGUACAUGUACAAUGCAGAAAUACACUGAGACAAACACCAGGCAGCAGUUUCCAGCAAGAUGAGCAACGGACAGUUUUGUUUUCAUUCCGUCAAAACUGAAAUAUGGCGCUUAAAGGAGAAAACUAGACUGUUGUUCUGUGGUAGAAAAUCUAUGGGUGUGCUGUGCGUGUGCAUUACCGUAAAGAGUAAACAGAGACAAACACCAAGCAGUCGUUUCCAGCAAGAUUAUGAACGGACAUUUUUGCUUUCUUUCCUUUAAAACUGAAAUAUCGCUCUUAAAGGAGUAAACUAGACUGUUGUUCUGUAUUUGAUUAUAUACAUGUGUGCUGUGCGUGUACCGCUGCUGCAUAUUACUCAGGAGUUGAGAUGGUUUCAGGAAUGUGUUUUGCUUUCAUUCUUUCAAAACUGAAAAAUCACGCUUAAAGAAACAAACUAGACUUUUGUUCUGUGAUUGAAUACAUACGUGUGUGCUGUGCGUUUGCCGAUGCUGCAUAUUACUCAGGAGCUGAGAUGGUUUAAGUAAAUGUGUUUUGCCUUUAAAGAAUGUAACAAUUAUAGGUGGCCUUAUAUAUUUUUAUAAAAACACUAACAAGAUAGAUGACUCAUUUUUUUUUUUAGAAACAGUUUUAUUGUUUGGCAAUGAAUGUUAAAUUCUGACGAACACAUAUUUAAAGGCAGUGGACACUAUUGGUAAUUACUCAAAAUAAUUAUUAGCAUAAUACCUUUCUUGGUGACGAGU